This is a messenger RNA of Neoarius graeffei (lesser salmon catfish), 1418 nucleotides long. RefSeq names its product calcium/manganese antiporter SLC30A10. The transcript is spliced from 3 exons. The record is from RefSeq and is a predicted model, not a curated record. Gene Ontology annotation, biological process: detoxification of zinc ion; intracellular zinc ion homeostasis; zinc ion transmembrane transport. Gene Ontology annotation, cellular component: membrane; Golgi apparatus; endoplasmic reticulum. NCBI's taxonomy places the organism in Eukaryota, Metazoa, Chordata, Actinopteri, Siluriformes, Ariidae. Gene Ontology annotation, molecular function: calcium channel inhibitor activity; zinc ion transmembrane transporter activity. The coding region runs from base 72 to 1418 and encodes 448 amino acids.
AUGAGAUUAGAGUUUAGAAAAUCAGAAAAAGAAAACAAAAAAGAAGUGUGUGUGCGCGCUGUAGGUGUGUGAUGGACAGGUCAGCGGUGUGGGCGGAGCCUGUGCAUAGGUGCAUGCUGGUCCUGACGUGUGUGCUCCUGCUGUCUGAGGUCAUCGCUGGACAUCUCUGUAACUCCCUCAUUAACAUGGUGGACAGCUUCCACACCCUCUAUGUCCUCAUUGGCAUGACUUUCUCCUCACGAGGUGCUCAGGAGAACCCCGGCGUCUCCACACAACCCCAGGGUGUGUCGUAUCCCGACUCUGGCACUGUGGAGAACCUCCCGUCUCCGCUCUCUGAUGGAGCUCAGUACGCUCGGUUCCGUGUGCAGCCGCUCAGAGGUCUGAUCUCAGCGCUGCUGCUCUGCUCCCUGUCUGCAUCCAUCAGCUUCAGUAUCCUCAGCGACAUGCUGCAGCCUCACCCCAUACAGCGCCCUCUGCUGGCCAUGACUGUAGGUGCACUCAGUCUGCUGUUUAAUCUUCUGCUGCUGGUGUGGAGAAGACCGAGACAAACACAUGCAGGAGGCAAAGAGCUCAGAAAAGGUGGGACAGAAACUCCUUCAAAUCCAACAGGUUCUCCUCACGGUGGUGUGCUGAUGUUCUGUAAACCCGAAGCAUCCAGCAUUCUCAAUCCAGACUCUCAGGAUCACACCAUUCAUCCUCAGUCCAACUCCAUUUCCCAUGAUCCCACUCACACAGAAAUGGAAGAGUCGAAGUGCAGCUGCAGCAGCUCAGGCCACGCUGCAGGUCAGCAGUGUGAGGCGAGGGAGUGUAUCAGGAGCAUCAUCGCAGUGUUCCGCAGCCUCCUGAGUUCUACUCUGGUUCUGCUUAAUGGAGUCCUUUAUCUUCUCUGCGUGAGGUUUCAGUGGCGCUGUGACGUGACCCUGUACCUGGACCCGGCGUUCUCCAUGCUCACUGUGCUGGUUCUGUUAGCAGCGGUGGUUCCUGAACUCUGUCGUUACAUCUUUCUCCUGCUCCAGGCGCCUCCAUCAGACCUGUGCAUGGAGGAGCUGAGGGUGGAGCUCAGGCGUGUCCCCGGUGUGUUAGCCGUGCACGAGCUCCACGUGUGGCAGCUCUUUGAGACAUGCGUCGUGGCCUCUGUGCACGUUCACUGGCCCUCGGGUCUGAGCACACGCGAGUGUUCUCAGCUCCUGCAGCGCAUCACAGACGUGUUGAGGAGGUUCGGGGUGAAGCGCUGGACUGUACAGCCCGAGUUCCUGACCUCUCACCUCGAGGACGCUGCAUUCCAACCAGACUGCAGUCUGCGCUGUGGGAAAGAGUGUGUGAUGAAGAUGUGCUGUUUCCCUCCAGAGGAAUGUUUCAGCUCCACAUCUGUCCACAACAAGGAUCAGGACAUCAUCAUUCAGAGCACACACCUCUAA